AAUGGCUGAAUUAACAAAAGAGGAGAAGAGAGAAAAAAGUAAAUAAAUGAAAGAUAAGAUGAAAUAUGUAGAGUAAUAAGCAAGAUUUAGAAAGGCUUAAACAGAAUUAAGAGAUAAUGGAUUAGAAAAUACAACAACAAAUACUAAGCGUGAAAUAAUGAAAGCAUUAGAAAAUGAAAUGGAUGAUCAAUAAUUAAAACAAUAUUAAGAACUUCAAAAGAAAUUAGUAAGAAUGAAUUAUUAUGGAUCAUUUUUUGGAUUAACUAGUGCAGCUAUAUUGCCAAGAACAUUUAGAUUUUAUUAGAAACUUGGAUUAGUAUCAAGGUAAUAUCUAAAAAUAUUGUAUAAUUUAGAGUCACUGUUUGUGUUAGUACAUUUUUGAUUACUUAAAAGGGAGCAACAUUUAAAUAUUUAUGUGAUGUAGAUGAUUUUGAAGUUGAUUUUAUUGAAAAGCAUAAAAGUAAAUUUUUAGAAACAUCUUUUGAAAGUUGAUUUAAUUUUAGUUUUAUUAUCUUUUAAUAAUUAUAUGUAAUAUUAUAUUCCAACCAAAGAUGUUUUGGGUGCACUUUCAGAAGUAUUUUCAAAGUGUAAUUACCAAUUUGAUAACUCUAAACCUUCUGAAUCAUUUGAUAAACUAGCAUCCACUUUUUAAUCUAAAUUGGAUACUAAUAAAUUCAAAACCAAUUUAGAUAAGUACAUUGAAAAGGUUAAAUGUAUAAAAUAAACUUGAUUUUAGAAAAAAUUUAAUCAAAAGAUGAAAAUGAUGGUUCUAUAUGUCUAUCAAGUUAAUAUAAUGAUAUAUCAAAAUAAAAUGAUUAACAAACUACAGGAUUAUUAAAUUCAAUUAAAUCAAAAGUAAUUCCUGAAACAAUUGAUUAAUAAAUACAAACUGAUACUAUAAUGUCUUUGUGUAAUUUGGAAUCAUCUGUAAUAUUAAUUGAUAAUGGUUGUUAAAUAAAAGUUGAAUAAAUUGAAAAUUUAACAUAAACAGAAUAUGAUAUGAUUGAUGCAACAACCAAUACUAUAAUUUAUGAGGAUAAUACAAAAAGAAUGGAAUAAAAUUAAUUAAAAUUAUAUAGUUAAGAAGUUUCAAUUCAAAUUUAUAGUGAUUAUGUUAAAAUAAAAUCUUAAGAUUUUUAAUGUCAGGUUGAUCAAUAGUAAGAUGAUUCAUAAAAUAUUGUAUUAAAUUAAAGACUUGAAAAUAAUAGUGAUUAAUAAUAGUAGAGUUAUCAUUCAUCUGAUUUGAUAGACAAUUUAUAAAUAAUUCAUGAUUAAAUAAAUGAAGAAUUUAUAAAAUGUUAAUGUGGUAAAAGUAUCUUUAUUAAUAAAAAAAAAUUAAUUGAUGUUGAAUGUUAAUAUGAUAAAUCUCUAAAUACAUAAUAAACAAAUAUAAUAGAUAUGGAAUUUCAAGAGAGAUUUAAGCAUAUAAGAAUUAGAAGUAGAUGUAUGAGUCAAACUAAUUAAAAUAAUGAAAAGAUAUAAAUUAAUGAUGAAGAUUAAAUCACAUUUUUAGAAAAUGGUAAUUAUUUAUAAUAUAUAAUUUAAUAGAAUUAUAAUUAAAAAAUGAAUUAUUAGAAACUAAAAAUUAAGUUAUUUUCAAAUUACAUUCUUAGAUUGAAGAUUUACAUAAAUUAAUUAAUGAUCAAAAGGAUAGUGCUAGAAAUCGCAAUGAUUCAGAUUCAGAUUUAUCUAAUGAAAGUGAUAAUUAGAAAAUUGAUAAUUUAUUACAAUAAAUACAAACUGAUGCUGAUAUAUAACAUCAUUUGACUAAAUAGAUGUUAUAAUAUAGUGAAGAAACUAGAAAUCUUGAAUAAUAAAUAAGAGAACUUAGAGAUUAAAAUUAAGAUCUUAAAGAAGAACUUGAUAAAUUAACUAUUUAAAUUACAAAAUUAAAAGAAUAAUAAGCAGAAAUGGAAGAUAAUAAUGCUAAAGAAAUUGAUAUUAUUAAUGAAGAUUAUUAAGAUAAAUUAUCCAAAUAAAAUAUGAUAAUUGAUGACUUACAAUAAUAAAUUAAUAGUUUAUCAAUUAGUCCAAUGGGAUUACCUCAACUUUCUAUGCCUUAAACUAUGAAGUAUAUGAGUUAAUAAUAAUUCUAAACUGUUGGAUCUGAUUCAUAAUAAUCUAAAGGAUCAAAUUGUAAAACUAAAGAGGAAAAACAAUAAUUAAUGAGAAAUAUUAAAAGAAUGACUACAAUGACAGCAGGAUUGAUGUCAAAUAAAUAAGACUAUACUACUUUGGGAGUCUUAGGUAAAAUUGAUCAAUAUAAGAGUUAAUAAAAAUUAGAAUCCUUCAAUAAACUUAAUUGA
Paramecium pentaurelia is the source of this 2306-nucleotide messenger RNA. The record is from the annotation of a GenBank genome assembly. Lineage: Eukaryota; Ciliophora; Oligohymenophorea; Peniculida; Parameciidae.